UAAAUGCCAUGAAACAAAUUACAAUGAAAAAUUGACUGCUGGACGUCGUCCCUUAACGAUGAUGGAACAAAGAGUCGCUAGUGUGACUAGUGACGAGCAGUCGCCGCUGCGGUUGCGACGUGUCUUUGGAUUUAAGGGUCGCGUGAACGACACCCUGUUCCACCCGGCAACGGUGCGCGUUGCACCCCAGCAACUUUUGGUCUAUUUCGGUGGUGACAUACAGGACUACCCAGAAAUAAUGGAGGCACAUCACGAGAACUGUAAAUACGUGAAGUGGAACCUCGAGAACGUGGCUAAGAUGCUCAGGAACAACUUCCCGACGAAGCACAUACUCAUAGUUAGGCCAUCUAGGAUAGAAUACAAAAGCUUCAGUUGCUACGACAACUUCGUUCCCAGCAACAACGCCGGCGUGCCGGAACACACUCCCACUCACAAUGCCCUGCAACACCUGGAAAGAUUAAUAAAAUCGGUUGGCGAACGUUUGAAAGAUGUGUCGAGUCCUCCUCCUCCUUCGCUCCCAGAAGAAUCUCAACCAGAACAGCCCAAUAAAUAUUCGUGCAGCUCACCCGAUGAAGCCUCAACCAGCAGAGCGGACCGAGCCGGGAGUCUGGGGGACGCGAGAACCGCGCCUUCUGAAAGCCCCGUGUCCUGGGAUAAACUGUCCCUGGAAGGCAGUCGCGUGACCCUGGUCGGGUUCAGCAAGGGCUGCGUCGUGCUCAAUCAGAUGCUGUACGAGUUUCAUUAUACGAGUACGUUGACUCCCUCGGACUCAAAGGCGCUCAGGUUCAUAAAUCGUAUAGAAGCUAUGUACUGGCUGGAUGGCGGCCACGCCGGCGGGAAGAACACUUGGAUCACAGCUAGGGGGCUACUGGAAACCUUGUCUAGAUUAGAUAUGACCAUAUACGUCCACGUGAGCCCGUACCAAGUCAGGGACGAGAGCCGACCCUGGAUCGGGCGAGAGGAGAAAGCCUUCUCGACAUUACUUAAAACCUUUAGAGCGAGAAUACAUAGAUACAUGCAUGGCCGGUCGAAGUCCCCUCACUCGCUGGACAUGCAUUUCGAGGUGCUGGCCAACUUCAAGCAGGUCCAGGACCUCGACCCUCGGCAGCAGGACUCUUCAGACGAGGAGAUAUAAGUCAGCUACGUAUCAGGGCUCCGGACGCCGGCGACCUGAAGACGGGAGCUGGUAUUGGAAAAUUGUAAUCCAAGUGAUGACAUUUUUUAAUUGCUGAAAAAAAAACGACAAAUUGAGGGCGAUCUCUGAAAACUGGUCUAAUUAAUAAAUGCAUUGAAAAAAAUCUGUAUAAUUAACAAGAAUGGAUGAGUUGAGUGAUUUCAAAAUGCUUGGCAAUACUUCAUGUCGGUUGUAAAUUUAUUGUAUAGAUAGCUGUUUAGUAUGUAAUUAUGAUUUUAUUUAUUUAUUUAUUUUGUAUACUAUAACCUGUCUUUAGAUAUUUACGUGUAGUGUUAAGAAAAACAAUAUCAUAGGUGGUGAGUACAUGACAAUGUCCAGUGACAUGUCCAUCUCAAGUAACCAUUUUAUUUUUUAUUCUAGUGGAUCUUGAGGCAUUGUUCUUCUAAGUCUUCUUGUAGUCAUCUGGUUGUGGUCUAUUAGAUGUUUAGCAAGGUUAUGUGGAUAGGGUUCGAAUUUUUCAUGAUAAAAUUCAGCUCUAUGGUUAUUUUCCCGCCAUGAGAAACUCCUUUGCCCCUCUCGUAGUAGACUGACCACUCAAUUGUCCGCGGCUGCGCUUGACAGUUGGUAACCAUAUUUGGAAGCCGCGUAUGGUGACGCAGAGCAAGUGCCAUUGGGAAUCGCCGGAUCUAUUCAGUGGGUCGCGGUUACGAUUCGAUAAUAAAUAAAUAAAUAUUUACUAACAAUCACGCCACGUUAACUGGUCCCGUGAUAAGUUC
Bombyx mandarina (wild silkworm) is the source of this 1911-nucleotide messenger RNA. RefSeq names its product mitochondrial protein C2orf69 homolog. NCBI's taxonomy places the organism in Eukaryota, Metazoa, Arthropoda, Insecta, Lepidoptera, Bombycidae. The record is from RefSeq and is a predicted model, not a curated record. Gene Ontology annotation, cellular component: mitochondrion.